AGCCCUCCCGUAGUCUGGGGUAAAGCCAUUAGAGACAUUCUCUCCUUCCUUCCGUUUGGUCAUCUCGCUUGCAUCUGCUCUUUCUUCAUCCCUCCACGCGGCGCGAUCCAAUAAACCAUCAGACAUGCAGCUUCCAUUUUUCAUCAAGACCCCAGCCGUUGCCAUCAUCGGCGAGACCUGCUACAACUCGCUGAUCGAGGAUUUCAACUAUCGCGAUGUGCACUGCAUCAAAUACGGCAUCUCCAAGGGUCUUGGCCUCGGUAUCGUCGCUGGUGGCGCUAUCGUCAAAGUGCCCCAGAUCAUCAAGAUUGUCCAGGCCCACUCAGCCCAGGGUGUGUCGCUGUCAUCUUACAUGCUCGAGACCCUUGCCAGCGUGAUUUCGCUCGCCUAUAACUUCCGUCAGAAUAACCCUAUUUCGACCUACGGUGAGACAUUCUUCGUCACCAUCCAGAACCUCAUUAUCCUGGUCCUCAUGCUCCACUACAGUGGCAAGAACACCACGGCCUUUGUGAUCCUCACGUCCUUCUUGUUCAUGGGCAACAUUCUCUCCAAGACCUCGCAGUUCACCCAAAUCGAUGGUACUGUCGUCACCACAGCAUUGGUCUCCCAGGGUGCCCUGGCCUUCUUGCAGUUCGCGACUAUCCCUAUCAACCUGUUCUCCAAGGUUCCUCAGAUCAUUGAAAAUUACAAGAACGGCAGCACAGGACAGCUCUCGGCUUUCACGAUCUUCAACUACUUUGCAGGAUCAUUGGCUAGAGUGUACACGACCUUGACGGAGGUGGACGAUAUCAUUAUCUUGUCGGGCUUCCUCCUCAGCACCAUCUUUAACUGCAUCCUCGCCUUGCAGAUGGCCCUCUACUGGAACAACUCGAGCCACCCCGUCAAGGAUGAGAAGGCCGGUAGCUCCUUGGCGGGCCCGUCCGAGACCAAGAAGCGUGUGAAGAAGCUCGAUUGAGAUGGGUGGUCCAGUGGUCGGUCAGGGAUGGAUAGGGCGUUGCAAAGAGGAAGGGCAAUAUGGGAAUCAUCUUGGAGCAGCGGCGAUGCUAUAGAGGUGUUUUCAGACGACGAUGAGGACGAGAAGUAUGGUCGAGUUGAUGAAAGGAGAUCCAAGACGCGAUCGCGGGCCAUCCGAAAGUCGCGCUGGCAAAGAGGGCUGGUGUUGCAAGUUGGGCGGUUACGGCUGAGGCGAAUGAUGGUUAUUGUUGGGGUGCUGGGUUGGUGGAGUAUGCAGUGGCUGGUCUACAAGUGGAUGACGGAAAUUCAGUUCGAGGGAACCAAGGACCGGUUCCUGUGGCGACAGGGUCUGCACCACGGACCCGUGCGUCCUUCUAACGGUCCGACAUCUGGCAGUAGUAAUGUGGUUCUUGAAGUUCUUUAGGUCUCUAUGUGAUAUGAAAUAAACAGAUUCAUCAGUGC
Molecule: messenger RNA, 1416 nt
Organism: Gamsiella multidivaricata
Lineage: Eukaryota; Fungi; Mortierellomycota; Mortierellomycetes; Mortierellales; Mortierellaceae
Exons: 2
Coding region: 125-955 (276 amino acids)
Source: RefSeq, a predicted model, not a curated record